UUGUAUAUCUCUCUAACAAAUAUAGAUCAUAUUUAAUAACAAUUUACUACUGAUCGUUUAUUAAAUUGUUGGUUUGUUUAAGGAAUAAUUAUGGAAGAGAUAUAUAUUAACUAAAGGAUUGAAGAAUAACAAUGUUGCGGUCUGUUCUUUUUAAGAAUUUUGUGAAGUUUGAAAAAUAUCAGGUGAUGGACUUUUCAAGUGAUGGGCCUUUCAUUCUCAUCGGUGAAAAUGGGUCUGGGAAAAGUUCCGUUUUAGAGGGUAUCCGACGUUGUUUGAAAUUAAAGCUGAGUACAUCAAUGUCUUCGAUAUUUGAUACGAAAACAAUGUCUUAUUUCAUUUGUACAGCUGAAACUGCUGGUUUACAGGAUGAAAAAAAUGUUAUAUUCGGUAUCGUUGCCAUGCCUAAAAAAGGUGCCAUGCCUAAAAUUGGAAAUGAGCUUUUAAAUCAAAGUAGUUUAUUUUGGUUUUAUAAGUUUGCCUUUUCAAAGGAUGAUCAGAUAUUUAUUGAUUUGAUUUCUUCAUCAGAAGUUUCUGAGGGCGAAGUAGAGCUGAUUGUGUCUAACAGUUACACGUGUAGUGAUGGCGCAUUUAUUAAGGCUGUUUUAAAUCCUAAGCCCAAAGAGCACGAUAUAGAGACUUGCAUCGAUUCAAUUUUUGGAAAUCUCUACACAGACCAAACACCGUGUUCGGACAAAUUAGGACAACUCUUGUGCGAUUUAACAAAGCAGUUUGUAUUGACAUUCCCGUUGCGUUCCAUUGGCCCGCUACAGUGGUCUGAAAGUACCCGAAUCACCAGUGCAUGGCGAAAGGAAAAUUACAAUGAAGCUGAAAAAAGAUGUGAAAUAAUAAAACAUUUCUUAGAAGACAACGGCGAAACUUUUGACAAGGACAAAGAGAAAGAGUAUUUCCAACACUUAACGCAGAUAGAAAACUACGACUUCACACUUGAAGGUGGUAAGAUCUCUUUACCAAAGGGUUUUGCUUUGCUAAAAACGCCAGAAGGGAUCUUAGAAGCAAAAGCAUUUUCUAUCCUUAUAUCAAGUAAACAAUACAGAACUAUUUUGCUUGAAGAACCAGAUAGGGGAAUGCACCCACAAAUUCUUGACAGAAUGAUUGAAAUAAUCCAUCAAGAGAAAGACAAAAAAAGAGUAAUACUAACUACACAUCGGAAAGCAUUUAUUACACCCUGGACAGUAAGUGACACAUUCAUCUUCAAACACACGAAAGCUAACAAAGAAACUCGAAUUGUAUCUGGUACAGAUCUUUUUACUAAUAGAAAAGAUGGCAGUAUGAAUAAAAAGGCUUUGUUAACAUCACAUAAUAUACCAGAUAUUUUAUUUGCAAGCAAAGUUUUAUUUUACGAAGGUCUUUCAGAACAUUUAUUUCUCGGCGAGUUAAGGAGUCAAAUAUUGGCUGGAACCGAUAGUGUGACCUCAGGAGUGUUUGAAGAUGAUAAAGUUGAAGCAAACAAGAGAUUGAAGAAGAGCCUUAUGGAAUAUACAUUGGUUUGUAUGAACGGUAGGGACAAUCAGACAUUUUAUCACAAUAUAUCCAAAAAACUCGGUCUUGAUUUUUUAAUUCUACUAGAUAAGGAUAUUUUAUAUAAACAACUCGAAAAAGAAAAAAGAAAAAACAGAAUCAAAAUGGAAACACGAGAUGAAUUGGCAACGAAAAGGGAAGAGUAUUUGAAAGAAAAGAAUGUUUUCUUUUGGUUUGAUGGCGCUAUUGAGGACAUGGUGCAAGCGAUGUGUAAGAAAAACCAAGGUCUUAAAGAUAAGCUUGCAGAGCAGAAAAUGGAGUUUCCUCCAGAGGUUAGAGAAUGUACUUCAAACGGGCCAAAACUUUUCCUGCAUAAAGGUAUAAAGAAAGUACAUAUCACAGAGAGUGUCAAACUUCUGCUUGGUUACUGUCGUCUUGAGGACGAUCUUGCUGAAUUAAUUAAAAAGUUUGUCUAAUUAGGUGUAUGCACUUUAAUAGUAUCGUUCGCUGAUUUAUUUAAAAUGUAUCUUUUAUGACUUUUGUUUUGUUGGUUGCGUUUUUCUUUAUAGAAACACAAAAUCAUAGAUAUACUUGCCACAGUUCGGAUUAAAUAUAUUAUGGCAUAUAAAAUAAAAAUAA
Molecule: messenger RNA, 2118 nt
Organism: Ruditapes philippinarum (Manila clam)
Lineage: Eukaryota; Metazoa; Mollusca; Bivalvia; Venerida; Veneridae
Exons: 2
Coding region: 132-1955 (607 amino acids)
Biological process (GO): double-strand break repair
Molecular function (GO): ATP binding; ATP hydrolysis activity
Source: RefSeq, a predicted model, not a curated record